UGCAGGCUGGUACAGUCUGGUGCUAUGAACUGUAUGAUCAGAGCAAAAAGAGUGGAAAAUCACGACCCGCCACCUGGUGGCCCAUGCCCCCGCAGCUUCUAUCUUUUUUUUCUUUUUAAACAGUGCGGCCUUGACCACGCAAAAGCCCGUGUGCUACCACCUCGCUAUCCUCUUUUCAAUCAUCCCGCAUUCACCUUUCCUGAUCAAUCAAUCAGACCAAGCUUGAUACUGGCAACGUUUUGAUCUUUUCUCACAGGGGAAGUUUAACUCCAAAAGCGUACUGUUUGACAAUCGCCGAGCCUCCCUUUUCAGAAUCCCCUUGACUUUAUUUGCAUCAGCCCGCAAAGCACCGACCAUCAUCUAGUUGGUUGUCAAUCACUUUUUUUUUUUUU
Daldinia decipiens is the source of this 392-nucleotide messenger RNA. RefSeq lists its product as uncharacterized. NCBI's taxonomy places the organism in Eukaryota, Fungi, Ascomycota, Sordariomycetes, Xylariales, Hypoxylaceae. The record is from RefSeq and is a predicted model, not a curated record. The transcript has a single exon. Bases 25 to 243 code for a protein of 72 amino acids.